GACACUCAUCAAGAAAUAUGGCGUGAAGUUGGUACGAAGAUGGUUGUUGUGAGUUACGAAAGAGUAGACGAUUUCUCGUGGGGAAGGCACUUCCCAGUCGUCCGGAAAAAGUACCGCAUUGCUAUUUUUUCCUUUGAUCUAGCAAGCGGACGGUAGUGCGAUGGUAUACGAUAUCAAAUGGAUCAUACCGAAGCUUCGAAAUCCAAGCAGUCUUUGGAACAUUGCGAGUAGCAUAACCUUUGUAGCAGUAGGGAUUUUCUCUAAAAUCAUUAUAGGAAAUAUCAGGUACGCAUUAACGCCCUACAAAGGGCACAGGAAAUCAGUCAUUGGCCCUCGCUGGUCUCUCAAAUGGCUGAACAGAACAACAGUGUACAACAAACAUAUCAUCAAUCGAGCGUUAGACGAACGGCCGAAAAAUGUACCGUUAAUCACAGUGUCAAAUCAUCACAGUUGCUUCGAUGAUCCUGGUAUAUGGGCGAGCCUGGACCUGAGGUAUCUGAUGGAUCGACGUAAGAUCAGAUGGUCGCUUGCGGCCCACGACAUUUGUUUCACAAACUCCUGGCAUUCAUACUUCUUUAUGCUGGGCAAAUGCAUUCCCGUGAUCAGAGGUGGAGGUGUGUAUCAGGAAGCCAUGGAUUUCUGCAUCGAAAAGUUGGCCGCUGGUGAAUGGAUUCACGUCUUCCCCGAGGGGAAAGUAAACAUGUUUAAAGAAACCAUGAGAUUAAAAUGGGGUAUUGGAAGAUUAAUAUAUGAAUCACCUAUUCCGCCGCUAGUAGUUCCAAUCUAUCAUCUUGGCAUGGAUGACGUUUUACCGAAUGAACCACCAUAUAGAUUGAAAAUACGCAAAAAGGUCACUAUGAAUUACGGUGAUCCAAUAGAUUUUAGCGAAUUAAUAGAAGAAUUGCGUGUGUCAAAAGUGUCUGAAGAGGAAGCAAGGAAAGCGAUUACAGAUCGUAUUCAAACAGAACUUUUAAAAUUGAAAACGAUAACGGAAGAACUUCACAAAAAUUCAUGAUAAUCAAACGGGAGACAUUCUAAUCAUCAUCCCGAUUAGCUUUAAUAUACCAAAAAAAAAAAUAAAAAAAAUAUAUAUAUAUAUAAAAAAUAAAAUUUUAAUUCAAUGUGACAAUAGAUAUUAAUCAAAGAUAUUCAUUUGUACGACAUGUAACUAAUAUAUAUAUAUACAAUUGUGUAAUGUAAUGCACGUAUCAGGCAGUAGUGAUUUAGUUUUGUUCCUUUUUUUAUUUUUUUUCAUUUUUUUUAAGAGGAUAUUAUAUUCAUGAUAUUCUUGAGAGAAUUUUAAUUUAAAUACGAGUCGUGUUGACUUAAAAAUGCCAUAUAUACGUUUCACAGUUACAUUAUCACAUACAUAAUAAUGUAUAUACGUUCCUGCAUACACAUAAAAGGAAUCAUCGUAACUUAUGUAAAAACUUACAGUUAUUGUUUAUAGAACAAAUUUUAAUAUAAUCGCAAAUUACGAAACAUCUUCUAUGAAACAUAACACUGAAACUGUGCCACUGUACUGCAUAUCAUCGUAUUUUUAUGCGUUGAUUUUUUAAUAUUUUCGAGGUUCGUAAUUUGUGAUGAUACAAUACAAGCGUGACACAAUCUUUGUAUAAUUCAUUGAAUUUAUUCUGCAUAUAUUAAAACCUUUUGUAUAAAUGAUUCGAAUAUAAUUGUAAUC
Molecule: messenger RNA, 1684 nt
Organism: Apis dorsata (giant honeybee)
Lineage: Eukaryota; Metazoa; Arthropoda; Insecta; Hymenoptera; Apidae
Gene: Taz
Product: tafazzin homolog
Exons: 7
Coding region: 161-1015 (284 amino acids)
Biological process (GO): cardiolipin acyl-chain remodeling; inner mitochondrial membrane organization
Cellular component (GO): mitochondrial membrane
Molecular function (GO): 1-acylglycerophosphocholine O-acyltransferase activity
Source: RefSeq, a predicted model, not a curated record